AUGCAGGCUCACCAGGUUGGCUACUCCCUCUCAUCUGUUAAACUGUCACUGAGAUCCCUGAAGAGGCUUGUGGACAAUCUGGACCAAAGUGCUUCCCUCAAGAGGAAAGCUACAAGAAAAUGGCUCCAGCUGAUUGCCUAUGUUGAAAAGUUCUGGAGUGACAUUACAACAGUCAUUUUGCCUGACCUUGCCAGGGCUGGCUCAGAAGUUGUCUCUGCAAAGACUGUCAGUGUGCUGAAUGAGGAUCCCUUGGACUGGCCAUCUGUCUAUACCAACAUUGAUGUCAUUGUCAACCAGGAAACUCCUCUCCAUGAAGAUGCUGGCUCUGCCCUGACCCUUUUGGAUUUGUUGGUCAGCUUGGGCUCCCAUGAUGCUAAUUCCUUGGUGCCAGACUUGGGGGAAAAGUUUUUGUAUUUGCCAGGCACCAUGAUUUUCUUGGCUGGCAAAAUUCUCUCACAUUCGGUUCCAAAGUGGGGAAGGGGUGAAAGGAUUGCCAUUGUACACUACAUGAAGGACAGGGUGCAUGACAGACUCCAGGUCACCAGGCCUACCUGGACUGUCCAGAGGGACAUUAUGUCUUCUGUUCUUAGCUAUAACUAA
This is a messenger RNA of Pisolithus orientalis, 600 nucleotides long. RefSeq lists its product as uncharacterized. Bases 1 to 600 code for a protein of 199 amino acids. The record is from RefSeq and is a predicted model, not a curated record. NCBI's taxonomy places the organism in Eukaryota, Fungi, Basidiomycota, Agaricomycetes, Boletales, Pisolithaceae. The transcript has a single exon.